GUUUCCUGUCGUCAUAUCCCCCCUUGUGAUUGCUAGCUCCACCCUCUUGUGUCUCACCUGUGCUUCAUUACUCCCCUUUUAUUGAACUCUGUGCUACCUUUACACUUGGCCAGUUAUUCUUUGUACUUGUGUCGGACAAAUUCCAGCCUGUUCCAAGUGUGUUUACUGGCUCCUAUUGGACUUGUUAGGAAAGCAUUAUUUGGCGUUGUGGUUUUUGAGACUUGUGGAGGAGCUGCUGGUGGUGUUUGGGUUCGUCUUGGCUUCGGACGGAGUUCGGCCACGGCUGCAGGAACGACCACAGCGAUUCGUGUGUAUUUCAGGAACAGCUGGAGGGAUGAGGCAGCGGAGCAUAGGAUCAGCUGAUCACCGCAUGGCGCCCAGCUCACGGAUGCCGAGCACUGAAAGUCCCCAGCUGACAUCCAGCCAUGCCUCUGUAUCGGGCUGUGAGUAAAGGUGGUGCGGCGAAGCCUCAACCCGGCCGCAAGGGAGCAAGGAGUAGGGAUUUGAAGGGGAACCGCUGCAAGACAGAUGAAGACUGCUCUGUCCUUUCACUGACCCGGCUGUGCAUCCUAAGCCUCGCUGACAACAUGAAGGAGGUGUGGGUGAAAGAUUAUGCUGAGAAAUACCUGGAUCAUUAUGUGUUCAGACACAUCAUGGGGCCUUUCACAUUGCUGCCGGGAGAUCUUGUCGAGGAGCUAAUGAGGCUGCUAUCCACCAGACAGCAGUUAUCCCGGGCAGCCCUGCACCUCCUGCUGGUCCCUCAGCUCCGAAGUCUGUCUCUGGAAAUGUGUCCUGGUUUGGUCACCUCUGCCCUCUGUUUCCACAUCGCUGCACGUUGCCAGGGUCUGUGGAGUCUGGACCUGUCCGGAGCCCAGCAGCUGUCUUCAAAGGUCCUUUCUCAAACUCUCCACAGUCUGCCAGCUCUGCGCUCGCUCUCUGUGGCUGGCAUGCCUUGUGACAGAGAUACAAUCAGAACAGUCGUCCAGUGCUGCCCUCUGUUGCGACACCUAGACGUAUCUCGCUGCCAUUUGCUUAGCCCAGCUGCACUGCUUGGUCUUGGAGGUGGGGUUUUCUUCUCACCCACUGCCGGUCCGUCUACCUCAUCUUCUCACUUCACCUCCGCUUCUCAGUCUUCUGCUUCAUCAUCCUGCUCUGACAUGUCAUCCUCCUCCUUUCCUCCAACCCUUGCCCCUCUUCCCCUCUGUAGUCUGCUGGCUUUGGAUAUUGGGUUUGGGGAGGAGGAGGAUGAUCAUGUGGCAGCAGCGGCCUACCUCCUUCUCUCCCUGCCUCGUCUAGAAAGAGUGGCAAUUGAGGGCCUUGCACAGGCCUCCUCUCUUAUUGAUCGCAGAGAGUUCAGCCGAGCAGAUAGGUUUACUAAAAGGGAAGGUAUUCCCAGCCUGGAGGACGUGUGGCGAGAGAGGAGGCAUGAGCAUACCUGGAGGGGGAAGAGUGAAACAGCAGGAGCAGGUAAAGAAGACGUGGAUGAAGAUGAGGAGGAGAGGAUGUUCUUGGAUGGGUAUGACAGUGAGAGUGAGGGAAAUGCUAGUAGAGAUGAACAGCCGUCUUGCUCUCAGAACCAAUCAGAUGAAAGUAACAGUGUUGUUUCGCAGUCUGGCCUGACCCUGAGGCUGAGGGAUGUCGAAGGAGUAGCUUGUGAGUCUCUGGAGAGUUUAGGUCGUUUAUGUCCAGGCAUCAUCUCCAUAUCUGUGAACUUUGACAAUUAUGAAGGAAAUGGAGAAAGACAUGCGAUGCAUUCAUUUGCUGCAGCCCUCAGGACCUGGUCAGGCCAGCUACGGAGCCUCACAGUACACUACCCAGGCCACCUGGACUCUCUGCUUCCUGCUAUGCUGGUUGCAGGCUCCUCCCUGACCUCUCUCACCCUGGAAGGGGUUAGAACCAACCCCUACACCCCACUACUGGAGGUGAUCAGGGCCUGUCCCAAACUCAGAGUCCUGUUCAUAUCUGCUGAGCCUCCCUUCACGACAGAGCAAGGAAGGAAUCUCGAGGAAUUGAGGGGCGACGUGGACCUUCCGCACCUGCCAAACCUCUGCUCUCUCACACUCAAGUUCUCCUUUGAGCCAUCUCUAAGGAUGCCUGUCCUAUCCUGGAAUUCCCUGAAGAGGGUGAUCAAGUGUCUCCUGGCUGGUUCCCCUUUACUGGAGAAGCUCUCACUCGUCUCCCUGCCGUGCAAUCUGAACAGCGUUCUACGAGACUUGCUGCCCAUAGCCAGCUCUUUUCGUUUUGUGGGUGCCCAGUGCUUAAAUCCCAUGCCUCUCGGGCAGCUACAGCAUGUUAAUCUGUCACGUACUGAUGUGAAUAUGAUAACUGCGCAACGUAUCCUGCGGUGGUGCAAGAAACUCACACAUCUAGAUAUGAGUCACUGCUGGCAUGUCAAGGAGGUCGAGUGGCGCCGCAUCAAGGAUUCCAGUAAUGUCCACAUUGUCUGGGAGUAGUGAAGGCAUAGCCACCUUCUAAAACAAGAGCUCAUGUUAACUGUGUAUUUGUUUUGCACAGAACUACACUGCCCUUUGAGAUUCCUUUUCUGCACUGGCAGAAUGCAAUAUGUUGUUAGUAUUUGUAAGAUCCAAAAAGUAGGAGUUAUUUCAGUUGUGCAUGAGAUACAUAUCAAAUGAAAUAAUCUGUAUUAUGUUAUAUAUAUAAAUCUUUUUAUACUAUAAAUCUUUUGAGAGGUGAUAUAAUAUGCCACAUGGAACUUGUGUACAUCUUUUUUUUACAAGAUAAUUAAAUUCAUUAUUAAUUGUAAGUAUAUACAUCUAUUUCCAUUACUAAUGGAUAUUUAAGUAAUUUGCAAUGACUAAGGGCUAAAACAAUGUGUUUCCUCAGCAUUGUGUCCAAAGCAGUGGAUGCCAUUCAUAAAAAAACAAUCAUAAUAAGAGUGUGAAGUAAACCGAUUGAAUGUAAUUGGAUUGGAUUCCAUCCAUGUGCAAAUGACUCUUGUGAGAAAAUGUUUGGAAAAAAAAACAAGGCAAAUGUGGAUGUGGCACAAUUUCAUGGUGUUAGUAUGUAAAUCUCAUGUGAAUUUCCAUGUGAAACUGAUGUUUAACAUUUGAAACUCAGGAAAUUACAUGUGGAAGCCUUAAUGAUCCAAGUACAAGUGCAAGGCCUAUGAGAUUAUGUUUAAAAUCCAUGUGAAAUCCCUAUAUAAUGUACAAGUGAAAUAUGUAUGUUUUAUCUAGCGAGACUGAAAAUAAUGUUGUUUAUAUAAAGCUUUUACAUGGAAAAAGUAGCAAUUCCCCUGUACUUACCAAAGGCUGUUUCUAUGUUUCUCCAGAAUAAACAAAUAUUACAAAAGGAA
Messenger RNA from Mugil cephalus (flathead mullet), 3316 nucleotides. RefSeq lists its product as uncharacterized. The record is from RefSeq and is a predicted model, not a curated record. Lineage: Eukaryota; Metazoa; Chordata; Actinopteri; Mugiliformes; Mugilidae. Bases 426 to 2453 code for a protein of 675 amino acids. The transcript is spliced from 5 exons.